Messenger RNA from Bactrocera tryoni, 2365 nucleotides. RefSeq names its product vesicle-associated membrane protein/synaptobrevin-binding protein (gene Vap33). Gene Ontology annotation, molecular function: FFAT motif binding. Gene Ontology annotation, cellular component: endoplasmic reticulum membrane; plasma membrane. Bases 479 to 1222 code for a protein of 247 amino acids. Gene Ontology annotation, biological process: endoplasmic reticulum membrane organization. The record is from RefSeq and is a predicted model, not a curated record. The transcript has 7 exons. Lineage: Eukaryota; Metazoa; Arthropoda; Insecta; Diptera; Tephritidae.
CCAAAAAAUUGAUGAGCGAAUCGGAGGUGCAGCAAACUAGUAAAAAGGGAACUAGCAGAAUUGUGAAAAUAAGUGUCUAAAUGUUGGUCAAUUUAUUUUAAAUUUCAAAUAUUUUUCUCGUGGAAUAAAAGGUAAAUUUGUUUCUGUCGAGAAUAUAAUUGAAAGAAAAUCUACGUGGACAAUUUUGAACUGUAAAACACACAAGUAGAAGAAGAACGAUCAGAAAGUAGCUGAAGAAAAGCGCAGUAGCAGCAUUAUUGGCAGGGACCGAUUCGCAUUAGUUACCUGUGAAGAAAAAAAAUUGGGCGAAACAUAUUAGCCGUCAAACUUGGAUGUGUAUAGUGAGGAAAAGAAAUAAAAUUUUAAAUAAAUAAAAGUAUACCCACAAACUUCAGUGGAUUUUUUGAGAUAUCGUUAAUAUAACAACAACAAAACGGCAGCGACUACAACAACUACUACUACGCCACCAGAUUCGACAAUGGAGAAGCCGAAGGAAUUGAUCAUUGAGCCAAAAGGCGAACUGCGCUUUGUAGGUCCCUUCACUCGUCCCGUUAUCACUGUUAUGAAAAUAACCAAUCCAACAGAUAACAUUAUACUGUUCAAGAUCAAAACGACCGCUCCAAAACGAUAUUGCGUGCGUCCAAAUUUCGGUUCACUCGAACCACAUACGCAUGCCAGGAUUGAAAUUUGUUUACAACCUUUUGUGUAUGAUCCCAACGACAAAAAUAAGCAUAAGUUCAUGGUACAGAGCCUGGUUGUGCUCGAUCACUCCGUUGAAGACUGGAACAAGUUGUGGAAAGAGUCAGAACCACAUCAGUUGAUGGAUGUGAAGUUGAGAUGUGUCUUCGAGAUGCCAACUGUAACGUCAGCCGCAGACAGCAGUGUUACUGCAGGCACCAAUGAAAUUGUAAAACAAGAAAUUACUGAGACAGAAAAUAAAGCAAUUCCAUUUCGCGAAGAGAAAGUAUCAAAUGUGCAACCAUCGGAUCAACGUGAAGAGUUAUUGUCCGACAUUAGGCGGCUGCGCGAAGACAAUGAGAAAUUGCUCAGAGAGAAGCGUCAUCUUACGGAUGAAAUCGUCAAAGUACGGGAUUCAUAUUCGAAACCGAUGUACGAUCAGGCCUAUACACCUAUUCUGGGCGAGAAACAAAUUCCGGUGUUCUAUAUAGCGUUGUCGAUUGUUGCGGCCAUAUUUGGCUUUCUGUUUGGCAAAUAUUUUUGAAUGCAUACAACGCAUACAAAACUCUGAAGUGCUGACAUGUUUAUCUAUAAAAACAACAACUACAUAAAAUGAGAAACGCCGUCAUACACAAACAGAUAAACGAAGAAAACGAAACUAAAAAUGAAACUUAUAUAUAAAACCCAGCAACAGUAUAAAAGUAAAAAUAAAAACAACAAAACUUAGAAAGGAGGAAAUGAUCAAAUGAUUAAAGAUAAACAAAACGAAAAACCAACAAAAUAAAAAAAAAAUAACAAGAAAACAAAACAGCUAAAAAAUUAAUGAAAAUUGUUGAAAGUUUGUUUUGAAAUGCAUGUAACCAUAAACAUAAAUGGGCAUAAGCAGACAAAUGUACGAAAAAAAACUUGAGAGAAAAAUCAGUUAAACUAAGAAACACUAUGAUUUGCAAUUAAAGAAACAAAACAAACGCGCUAAAAGAUAAUAACAGUCAAAGUAUCACAUUUAUAAUGAAAUAGCAAGCAAAUAUGUAUAAAGCUCGGUGUAAGGUAGACAAACGAACGGUGACUGAACAUAUGCAAGUGUGUAAGGAGGGCAAUUCAAAAUCUAUAAAUUGUGUGUGUUUUGUGUAAACGCUUGCAGAAUACACUUUUUUAGUAUAGCCAAAGGGCACCGAUUGAACGUUGGCACGGCAUUUAUUCAUAACUUUAUAUUAUAUAGCAACAAGUGAAAAGGAUUAAAACAACUACAAAAGAAUUACAUAUAAAAAAAGAAGUGAAUAAUUAAAUAUUUAAAAUAUGCACUAUAUAAAGCGUUAGGUUUAAUAUUUUAUUGUAUGUUUUUGGAUCAUGCUUGUAUAAAUAUAGUAGCAACAAAACGCUGUAGCAGGGUCUUCACCAUUGAGACUAUUUACUGAAUAGAAUAAAGAAGUACUAAUUAAUUUGCCUUUGCAGAUACGAAAACUUGUUCGCAUAUGAAUAUAUUAUUAGCAUACGUAGCUCUAACAAUGAAACCCAUCAUGUGGCAUUGAGCAUUUUUUUUUUUAAAUUUUUUUUGUUUGUUUUGUUUUAAACAUUUCCUAAGUUAACAUGCAUACAUUCAAAUAUAAACACAAAUAAACAAUUUAUUCGAGCUUUCCCAAUAUUGAAUUUGAUAAGCAAGUCUAAUAAAUGUGAGAAUAUACAUACA